Molecule: messenger RNA, 912 nt
Organism: Ustilago hordei
Lineage: Eukaryota; Fungi; Basidiomycota; Ustilaginomycetes; Ustilaginales; Ustilaginaceae
Product: putative FEN1 - fatty acid elongase
Exons: 1
Coding region: 1-912 (303 amino acids)
Biological process (GO): fatty acid elongation, saturated fatty acid; very long-chain fatty acid biosynthetic process; fatty acid elongation, polyunsaturated fatty acid
Cellular component (GO): endoplasmic reticulum membrane
Molecular function (GO): fatty acid elongase activity
Source: RefSeq, a predicted model, not a curated record
AUGGUUUCGAGCAUAAUCUAUGAUACCCUUGUCUUCGCCCUCCCACAAAACAUCAAAUCUCAAACCCCCAUCCACCUUCUGGCAUGGAUCCCUGGCAAAUCUCCCAUUUCCACCGUCCCUUCCCUUAUAGCCGCUGUAACCACCUACCUCGCUGUCAUCUUCGGUGGACGAGAACUGAUGAAGAACCGAGCGCCGCUAACCACUAGCAUCAAACUUGCCUUUUUACUCCACAAUCUCGCGCUCACCUUGGGCUCGGGUCUCCUUCUUGCACUGAUGCUCGAAGAGAUCAUCCCCAUCGUCCGUCGUAAUGGCUUCUACUACGGUAUCUGCGGUGAAGGUGCUUGGACUAUGAAACUGGAAACCUACUACAUGAUCAACUAUUACUUUAAAUAUUGGGAGCUUAUCGACACGGUUUUCCUCGUCCUCAAGAAGAAGCCACUUGCUUUCCUUCAUGUUUAUCAUCACUCGGCCACCGCUGUUCUGUGUUUCUCCCAGCUUCACGGAAAAACGUCGGUUUCGUGGGUCGUCAUCUGCCUUAAUCUGGCGGUACACGUGUUGAUGUACUUCUACUACGCCUUGACCUCGCUCAAGAUCCCCUGCCCUUGGAAGAAGAGCGUUACCACCGCCCAGAUCACCCAGUUCGUGCUGGAUAUCUUUGUCAUCUAUUACGCUUCCUGGAAUCACGUAGCCUCGACCUAUCUGCCCAGCCUCCCGCACCGAGGCUCAUGCGCCGGUAAAGAGCACGCCGCUAUCUCAGGCGUCGUCUGCAUCACCAGCUACCUGUUCCUCUUCAUCGCCUUCUAUCAGAAGACGUACGCAGGGAAAAGAGCUCAUGGCAAGUCGGCAAAGACGAUUACUGCAAAACAAAAGGCAGGCACAGCGAAUGGCAAAGCCAAUGGCAACGCUCUCUGA